This is a messenger RNA of Musa acuminata AAA Group (dessert banana), 1684 nucleotides long. RefSeq names its product agamous-like MADS-box protein AGL80. Lineage: Eukaryota; Viridiplantae; Streptophyta; Magnoliopsida; Zingiberales; Musaceae. The record is from RefSeq and is a predicted model, not a curated record. Gene Ontology annotation, biological process: positive regulation of transcription by RNA polymerase II. Bases 771 to 1526 code for a protein of 251 amino acids. The transcript has a single exon. Gene Ontology annotation, molecular function: DNA-binding transcription factor activity, RNA polymerase II-specific; protein dimerization activity; RNA polymerase II cis-regulatory region sequence-specific DNA binding.
GGAAUUGAUGCCCGAUAGUGGAUGUCACUCCUCACUGUUCUAUGGACGAUUCCUACCUGCUCUGUACAAUUGUCAUGCACUUCUUCUUGUUGGGAGCUCUCUCUUAGCUCUCGAGUUGUCUUUGUCUCUGUAUCGUAGUAGUUGUUUGCUGUAUGUGGUCUGCUACCUGUAGAAGGACAUGCUCAUUCUUUUGGAUGAUGAUGUCUUCGGUACAGUUGUUUCAUAUCCUAUCUAUAGCAUGUUCAUCAGAAUAAAUUUAUGAUGAAAGGGCUUUGUGACUUUUCAUAAAAUCGUCCUCAAAUUUCAAUCUCAAAAUCAAACAUAAUAAAAUUACAAAUCUCAUCUCAUACAAGAAUUUAUCAUUAAUUGGAGAUGUGUGUGUGUGUCAGGAAAUCUAAAUGUAAGUUGCUCAUUCUUUUGGAUGAUGAUGUCUUCGGUAUAGUCAUUUCAUAUCCUAUCUAUAGCAACUUGUAUUUAGAUUUUCGGACACAGAGAUGAAUUCAAAGUAGAUUUAUCCUUUCUGAGAGCUUAGUCUACUUGAUUAUUAUAUCUUUAAUUAAUGAUAGAUUUUGAUGAUGGAAAAAUCAAGAUCUUAUUAAGGAAAGAAAGAUCUUUUAUUUUUCUUGUCCGAGAUAGAUUUGUGAUUUUAUUAUGUUUGAUUUUGAGAAUAGAAUUUGAGGACGACUUUAUGGAAAGAUAUAUAUUUCUCUUCGUCUUCCUCUAAUUGACCGGAAGUUUGUGAUUCUUGAGGAUUCCGUGUUUCGAGUCCGAUGAUACUGUGCUAUAUAAAGAUGGGCGAAGGAUUCUUGUUCCCGGCAGCGACGAUGGCGAGGAAGAAGCUGAAGCUUGCAUGGAUCGCCAACGAGUCCACGAGGAGGGCCACCUACAAGAAGAGGAAGAAGGGGUUGGUGAAGAAGGUGAGCGAGCUGGCGACGCUUUGCAACGUGAAGGUAUGCAUGGUGAUCUACGGGCCGCAGGAGGCGGAGCCGGAGGCGUGGCCAUCGGUGCCGGAGGCAGUUGGGGUGCUGACGCGGUUCAGGAGCAUGCCGGAGAUGGAGCAGCAGCGGAAGAUGAUGGACCAGGAGGGCAUCCUCCGACAGCGGGCCGCCAAGGUGCAGGAGCAGCUCCGCCGGCAGGAGCGCGACAACCGCGACCUGGAGGCCGCGUUGCUGAUGCACCAGGCGCUCGCGGGGCGGCGCCUGCACGACCUGGGGAUCGAGGACGCCACCGGCCUAGCGUGGGUGGUGGACCGGAAGCUGAAGGCGGUGCAGGAAAAGAUCAACCAGGAGAUGACGCAGCUGGCGCUGCUGUCGGCCGAGGCGUCGUCGGCCGGCGACAAGGAGCCCAAGAACCCCAUGGAGAUGGCCAUGGAGACGCUUCAGCGGCAGAAUUGGCUCCUCAAUCCCAUCCACUCCAACGCCAACGCCAACGCCGACGCAGUCUUUGGCGGUGGCGAAGAGAUCAUGCCCAUCUCUUACAGUGACCACAACGCCACCUGGCUCGAUCCUUACUUCCCCGUCAACUGACAACAAUGGUUGCCUCAUCGUCGGCAACUUUGCAUCCUUGUCUAAUUUAAUGCUUGUAUAUAAAUAAUAUUUAAUGCUUGUCUUUGCAUCUCUUUAUCUUGAUGAAAAACACUUGAACAGUCUUCAACUCAAUCUUUAUCUCAGAAUUCUUUUUGGUU